This is a messenger RNA of Trametes versicolor FP-101664 SS1, 246 nucleotides long. RefSeq lists its product as uncharacterized. The transcript has a single exon. Gene Ontology annotation, cellular component: mitochondrion. The record is from RefSeq and is a predicted model, not a curated record. NCBI's taxonomy places the organism in Eukaryota, Fungi, Basidiomycota, Agaricomycetes, Polyporales, Polyporaceae. The annotation marks the transcript as partial. Gene Ontology annotation, biological process: mitochondrial respiratory chain complex II assembly.
CGCGAGUUUGAGGAGCUGGUACGGAGUGCGCAAGCGCCCCUAUCUACCCCGCAAAGGAUCGACCCCUCACAGAAGGAAGCAGAUAUGGCACUGCACCCCGACGCCCGUGCCCCGAUCGUGCCGGAGUUCGAGGGCGAGGUCAACCCCGCUACCGGCGAGCAGGGUGGCCCCAAGCGCGAGCCUGUUGGUCGGUGGGGCGAGGGCGACGGGGACUGGAGCUUCAAGGGCCGGGUGUCGGAUUUUUAG